Molecule: messenger RNA, 16573 nt
Organism: Caenorhabditis angaria
Lineage: Eukaryota; Metazoa; Nematoda; Chromadorea; Rhabditida; Rhabditidae
Source: the annotation of a GenBank genome assembly
AUGUCCUCAAAAUCUUUACCGAAUUUCGAAGAGUCUAAUAAACCUAACAAUAACAAUAAGCCUAUGAAUUCCACGUCAUCACAUGUUAGUUUUCUAUUAACAUCCAGUGCAGAACAAGAGGUUUGUUGGUGGAAAAUCUGAAAAUUUGUCUGAAAUUUGAUUUUUUUUUUUCAAAAUUUCCAGACAAAAAUAAACAUUCCCAUGAAUAUUCAUUUUCUUCUUCCUUCUUCGAAAUUUUUUUUGUUUUGAUGUUUUUUUAUUGCAAAAACGGAACGUUUUGUGUUUUUCCGGAGAUACAGUAAUCCAGGGUUACUGUAGAUCAGUAAAUUUUUGACAAGAUCAACAGUAAUCUAUUUUUCUCAGGGGUUACUGUAGAAUCCGAAAUGUUUUUCCUUGUGUUUUAAAUCUCAAUAUUUUCCACAGUACCUUUGGAUUGCUGUAGUUUCUUUACUGGAUACUGUAUUUUUGCCAAAAUAUACUAACAUUAAGAAAUUAGAUUUGUGAAAAUGCAAAAAUUAUUAUCAAUUUUUUGAAACAGUGAAAAAUUGAGAAAUUGAAUUUUUUAAAAUUUUUCUACAGUAAUCAUCGAUUCUAGGGGUACUGUAUUUAGCACCAAAAUUUACAUCAAUUAAACUACAGUAAUCUUAAAAUUUUAGGUGACGUUAGUUCAAAUUGUACUCGACACCGUAGCUGAUUUUGAGUAACAUUUCAAGCUUGCAAAAAAAUUUGUGAACUUUUUGAAACAGUGAAAUUGUCUGAUUCACAAAUUCAAAGAUACUGUAGCCUCUGAAAACACUAAUCUAUUUACAGUAAUAUGUUCUACAGUACCCCCUGGAUUACUGUAGCUCAAAAAUAAUAUACGUUUUCAAUGGGUUCUCCCCUUGAAAAGGUAUCAAAUUUCCUCAUUUUUUAUUAGUUCAUAUUUAUUUAUCUGAAAUUUCUUUUUGUCUGACGUAAUAGGGAAAAAAUAAUGAGCUUUGAAAAUUAAUUGGAGCACAUUUUUCUAAUUUUUCAAAACUUUGCCAGAUGCUUGAGAUUUUCCGGAAAAUUUUGAAAAUUUCGAUUUUCAGAUGGAUUAUUUGUCGAUUCAGGAUGAUGAUGGAUCAAUUACGAGCUCGGAUCGAACUUUGGAGCGAGGAUUUUCGAGAUUUGGAAGGAAGAGGUGGGAAUUUUUUGUUGGUUUUUGGGACCCGGAAAAAAUAACAUUUGCAUAAUUUUUGUUGGCGCUGGAAAAUAAAGUAGUGAAGCUUUUUUGAAACAGUGAUUUUUUUAACAAUUUUUUUAAACUUGUUUUCAAGUUAAUAUUCAAGUAUUUUUCUCCCAAAUGUUCAACAAUUUUUGAAACAGUGAUUUUUUUUACUUCGAAUGUUUAAUUGUUAUCAUAUUAUCUGGUUAUUCAAGAAAUUCAAUGUUUUUUUGAAACAGUAAAUUUUUGAAUAAAAAAAAACUGGAGAUUUAUCACUUUUCCUCAGAUCUCAUAAAAAAUUUCAUAAUUUUUUGAAACAGUGAAUUUUUUAACAAAAAAAAAUAUGAAAUUUUUUUCAAAUUCUUAUUUUCCUCCCAAAUUUUCAACAAUUUUUGAAACAGUGAAUUUUUUUAAUUAUCAUCAUUUUAUUUGAUUUUUCAAGAAAUUCAAUAUUUUUUUGAAACAGUAAAUUUUUGAAUGAACUACGCAGCUUUAACACUUUUCCUCAGAUCUCAUAAAACAUUUCAUUAUUUUUUGAAACAGUGAACAUUUUAACAAUUUUUUUUUCAAAUUCCUAUUUUCGGAAUACUAUGGAAAACAGUUCAAGUAUAUUUCUCCCAAAUUUUCCACAAUUUUUGAAACAGUGAUUUUUUUACUUCGAAUGUUUUUAAAUUAAAAUUGUUAUCAUUUUAUAUGGAUAUUUAAGAAAUUCAAGAAUUAUUGAAACAGUAAAUUAUUUUAACAAUUUUUUUAAAUUUGUUUUUUAAGUUAAUAUUCAAGUAUUUUUCUCCCAAAUGUUCAACAAUUUUUGAAACAGUAAAUUUUUGAAAAAAAACUGGAGAUUUAUCACUUUUCCUCAGAUCUCAUAAAACAUUUCAUAAUUUUUUGAAACAGUGAAUUUUUUAACGGAAAAAAAUUAUGACUUUUUUUUUUCAAAUUCUUAUUUUCAGAAUAUUUCGGACUAUGAAAACAGUUUAAUAUUCGAGUAUUUUUCUCCCAAAUUUUGAACAAUUUUUGAAAUAGUGAAUUUUUCUGAAAAAAAUACUUUCGAGCCGUAUCACCUCUCCUAGUUCUCAUUAAACUUCUCAUAUUUUUUUGAAACAGUAAAUUUUUGAAAAAAAAAACUGGAGAUUUAUCACUUUUCCUCAGAUCUCAUAAAAAAUUUCAUAAUUUUUUGAAACAGUGAAUUUUUUAACAAAAAAAUAUGCAAUUUUUUUCAAAUUCCUAUUUUCCUCUCAAAUUUUCAACAAUUCUUUGAAACAGUGAUUUUUUCAAAAUAUUGUUUUCAAUUGUUAUCAUUUUAUCUGGUUAUUCAAGAAAUUCAAUAUUUUUUGAAACAGUAAAUUUUUGAAAAAAAUUCCGAAGCCGUCACUUUUCCUAAAAAAAUUUUUCUUUUUCAUAUAAAUAAAAAAUUAAAUAAAUAAAAAAAAUAUAAAAUAUUUCAUAAUUUUUUGAAACAGUGAUUUUUAAAAUUCGAAUGUUAACUUUUUAUCAUUUUAUCUGGUUAUUCAAGAAAUUCAAUAUUUUUUUGAAACAGUAAAUUUUUGAAAAAAUUCCGAAGUAUCACUUUUCCUAGAUCUCAUAAAACAUUUCAUCAAUUUUUGAAACAGUAAAUUUUUUAACAAUUUUUUAAAUUCGUAUUUUAAGCUAAUAUUCAAGUAUUUUUCUCCCAAAUUUUCAAAAAUUUUUGAAACAGUGAAUUUUCCUCUCAAACUUUUUUUUUCCAAAGAACCCAUCCAAAAUGUAUAGAAUUCCUAAAAAAAAAUUAACUAGGCUUAUUUGAAGUCUAGUUCUAUUUUUUUCGUACCGAAAAAAUCAAAACAAGGAUUUUUCUUGCAAGAAAAAAGGAAUACAUUUUUUGUUCGAAAAAAAGAACAAAAAAUUUUAAUCCCUAUUUUUCGUGGCUGGUUUUGUUGCCAAAAUCAUUUUUGUGGUUUUUUUUUCGCGGCCCGCGGGAAAUUUUAAUUUUAUACAUUUUUGGAUGAUACGGCAAUAUCUUCAACAUUUGAACAGCCCAAGAUAAUUUUAUCAAUUUUUUUUGAAACGUACAUUUUUUGAGUUGAAUUUUCUGGUCGCUUGAAUCACAUUUGGGUUUUCACGUGGAUUUUGUUGCACAAAAACAUAUUUUUUCAAAAGGAAGUACUUUAAACGAAAGAAAACUUCAAGAAAAUACAUUUUUUUAAUUAAAAAAACCUUUUGAGCACCAGUUUUAGUAUAAAACUAUCGAAAAUCAACUAAAUUUGUGUUACUUGUACUAGGAAAAUGGAUAAAUAUGAAUUUUACAACAAGUUUCAUUCAAAUUCAUGAAAAAACAACAAAAAUGAGAAAUGUUUGAAAAACAAAAACAAGAAAAUAAAAGUAAAAAUGGAAGUGCGCCCCAUUGAUAAAAAUUGAAUGCCGCGCACUCUCUCAAAAAUUUGUGUGUGUUUUUUUCGUCGACGCGUCGUUGUUGUUUUAUUUAUUUAUUAUAUUAGACUAAAAGGGUGUGUUCCAAAUCCACGUGGCAUUCUUUCAAAUGUUUAACAUGAGCAAUUCAAUUUUUCACCUCUUCUGACGUAAUUUGUUUUAUUGCAAGCCCCAAAUAAUCCUUUUUGAAGAAAUUGCAACUUUUCUGCAUUCUGCUUCUGAAAAAAAAUGUUUUUUCUAUUUCUUCUUCAUUCUUUAAUUAAGGAGCGCGGGUUUUCUAUAACAAUUUCUAUUUUUUCUGAAAUUCUCUCUUCACGUCUUCUUGUUUGCACGCACUUUUAAAGUAUGCUGUUAUUGUUUUCGGGGGCAAGAUUUUUCCAAAAUUUCGAAUUUUUUCCAGAUCUUCUGUUCGAAUGUUCUACGAUGAGACGAAUUUUGCGGACAGAAAAGCGGUUAGUUGAUUUUGAGGGGUGGGAUUUUUACUCUACAUUAUAGUUGGACAUGAGUGGUUUUUCAAAUGGUUUGAGCGAAACCAGUUUGAUUGGUUCGCUCACUCAUUUGGUUUUCGGAUCGCUCAUUUGAAAUGGUUCGCUCACUCAUUUGGUUUUGGUUCGCUCAUUUGAAAUGGUUUCGGUUUGGUUUUGGUUUUUGGUUCGCUCACUCAUUUGAAAACCGGUUUUCGCUCAAAUGUCAACUGGUUUUGGGGUAUUAGGUAUUGAUGAAUUUCGAGGUUUUCGGCUAUGGAGAUUCACGUGAUGGACUUAUUUUCACGUAUAAUCACUCUUAAAGGCACACACCAAGCAAAAAAAAAUUUUUUUCGGAAAAUGGGGUAUUUGGGCACGUGAAAAUACGCAUUUUUGCUAAAAUUUGCGUUCAAAAAUUGAUAUUUCCGAGAAAAAAACGUAUUUUUCACUCCUUAGGAGCAAUAUUUGAACUUCGGUCCAAUGAGAAAAAAUUUAGCUGACGACGAGCACGUCAAAAUGGCUGUCGAAAUUUUGAAAAAGCUCAAAAGAUGGCAGAGUUAUGAUCGUUUUAGUUUUUGUGUCUCGAAAAUGUAUAAUAACCUGGCAUGUGUCUUUAAAAGUCUGUUUUGGAGCGUAUACCUCACCAAAAUUUUCCCCGAGCCCAAAUACCCCAUUUUUCGAAAAAAAAAUUUUUGCUUGGUGUGUGCCUUUAAGAGUGAUUAUACGUGAAAAUAAGUCCAUCACGUGAAUCUCCAUAGCCGAAAACCUCGAAAUUCAUCAAUACCUAAUACCCCAAAACCAGUUGACAUUUGAGCGAAAACCGGUUUUCAAAUGAGUGAGCGAACCAAAACCAAACCAAACCAUUUCAAAUGGGCGAACCGAAAACCAAAUGAGUGAGCGAACCAAAAAAACUGGUUUCGCUCGGUUUUUUUCGAACCAUGUCCAACUAUACUCUACAUCUUGGUUUCUCUUUUUAAAAAAUUCACUGUUUCAAGUUUUAUACAAAAAAUUUUCUGUAAUGUUUUAAUUUGAUUCGUUUGCAUUUUGUAGGUGAAUUAAUAUGAGCAAUGAUUUUUCUUCGAAAAUUACAGAAAAUCUACAGUACUCUUAAAGGCGCAUGGCUAGAAAAAUUCAGAAGAAAAUUAAAAAAAAAUUCACUGUUUCAAAAUUUCCGUAUAUUUUUUUGGUGAAAAGUAAGGCCUGAUGUAUUUUUUAAAUAGAUUUAUUUUUUGGAAUAAACAUGAGCAAUUAUGAUAUGUGAGAUUUUGAAGGUUUAAUAUGAGCAAUGAUUUUCAAAGUUCAAAUCUUGAAGCGAAUUACCUACAGUACCUUAAAGAAGCAUGACUAGAACAUUUAAAAAUUUCAAUCCAAAAAUUAUCCCAAAAAAUCACUGUUUCAAAAAAUUUGUAUAAUUUUUCUGGUUAUUUUUUAAUUUGAUGUAGAUGAGCGUGUAUCUGGAUUAAAAUGAGCAAUGAUUUUUCUUCGAAAAUGCCAGAAAAUCUACUGUAUUCUUAAAGGCGCAUGGCUAGAAAAAUUCAGAAGAAAAUUAAAAAAAAUUCACUGUUUCAAGUUUUUUGCAAAUUUUUUUCUGUACAUAAUAUUCUAAUUUGAUUUGUUUUUGCAAUUUGUAUGCGGAUUAAUAUGAGCAAUGAUUUUCAAAGUUCAAAUCUUAAAGCGAAUUAUCUACAGUACCUCUUUAAAGUAGCAUAACUAGAACAAAUUGAAAUUUUCAAUCCAAAAAAUCACUGUUUCAAAAAUUUUGUAUAAUUUUUCUGGUUAUUUUUUAAUUUCAAUUGGUAACACGUAUUUUACAGUACUCCAGAAAAAAGUUUAGUAGACCACAAAUUAAAAGUUUGACAUGAGCAAUGCAAUUUUUUCUUGUUAGCUGUUCUCAUCAAAAUAAAAUGAAUUGAUCAAAUGAAAUGUUGUGUAACAAUGAAAAAGACACAAUUUCCCCUCAAUUUUUUUCGUGUUUUUUUUCAAGAAAACUUUUUUUUCUUUUUAGUUUUUCUUUUUUUUUGCUAAAAAAAUGAAAAUAAAAAUGAAAGUACCUCUGAAAAUUUGUAUUCUUUUCUUGAAAACUUUCUCCAAGAAAACAUUGUUGUUAUUUCCUUUUCGGAAAUGUUCAAUCAACCGAAAAGGAUUUUUUUUCGAAAAAUUUCGGGGAUAAAAAAAAAGUUUUCCUCUCCUCCCAAUUUCCUCCGAUUUGAGAGUUUUCUUUUUUAUUUUCGCCCAUUUUUAUUUUCAAGAAAAAUAAGUGUGUACUUAUGAUUUUCUGUGUUGAUGGAAUUUUUUUUCGCCGGAAAAAUUGAGAUUUUUGAAGAUAUUUUUGGAUGGAACCGAGUUUGGUGGCUUUUUUCAAGCCUUCCGAGAUGGCUAAUCAUUCACAGAGGAGAGAGGUUGGUUUGUCUGAUUUUGGCCAAAAAUUUUGGGAUAAUUUCUAAAGUAUUGCUCAUGUUACACCAAUUUAAAAAGAGGUACUGUGGAUAUUCUCGAGUUAACCGCAUGCAACAACCAAAAGCAUAAAAAAGUAUGGAAAAUUUUGAAUUUUUAAAAAUUUUAUUUAAAAAUUUGCAACCAUAUCAAAUUGAGUUUUAUCGAAAAAUGUAUAUAAAAAUUUUGAAACAGUGAAAUUUUUUAAAAAUUGAUUUUUUGAGUCCUAAAUUAUUUUCGCACAAAUCAUGUCUAGUAGUGCUAGAAAAAUACUAUUAAAAAAUUUUGAAACAGUGAUUUGAUUUUUGAAUUUUUUUAUUUUUUGCCCAAAUUUGCACCCAUACAUAUCAAAUUGAGUUUCAUCGAAAAAUGUACAUGAAAAAUUUGAAACAGUGAAAUUUUUAAAAAUUGUUUUUUUGAGUUCUAGGUUUAUUUUUUGCACAAAUUAUGUCUAGAAAAAUUAUAAAAAUGUUUUGAAACAGUAAAAAAAUUGGCGUGAAUUUUCCAGUUAUUGUAGCGUUUAAUCAUUUCAAAUUCCACCGAAAUCUAAAUUUUGAUAUAAAAAUUUUUUAUAUCACAAUUUUGAAACAGUGACUUAAUUUUUUGGAAAUUUUUGUUUUUUGCCCAAAUUUGCACCCAUAUCAAAUUGAGUUUCAUCUAAAAAUGUAUAUAAACAUUUUGUAACAAUGAAAUUUUUAAAAAUUGAUUUUUUGAGUUCUCAAGUUCUAUCAAUCAUGUCCAGUCGUGUUGGAAAAAUUAUAAAAUAUUUUGAAACAGUGGAAAAUUGUUUUAAAUUUUUCAAUUAUAGUGGCUUAUCAUCAUUUAAAACUUCACCGAAAAUAUUAUAUAAAAAAUUUGAAACAGUGAAUUUUUAAAAAAUUAAUUUUUUGAGUUCUCAGUUUUCUGCCCCAUUAAUGUCCAGUCGUGCUAGAAAAAUACUAUUAAAAUAUUUUGAAACAGUAAAAAAAUUGCUAUGAAUUUUUCAAUUAUUUCAGAGUUUAAUCAUUUCAAAUUCCACCGAAAACAUUAUAUAAAAAUUUUGAAACAGUGAAUUUUUGAACAAAAAUUCUGACUUUUUUCCAAUUUAAUUUAUUUCCUUAUGUUAUUUAUAUUAAUAUUUUAUACGCAACAUGAGUUAUUAUAUUUCAUUUAGUGUCACUUUUCGCCUUCUCGCAACUUUUUCUCCUAUUUUUUUCUCAUAGUUUUCCCGAUCCUAGAAAAAUUCGUGCUCGAUUUUUGAAUUCCGGAAACGUUUAGAGUAGUUUGUUUGUUAGUCCAACAACACUUUUUUUCUAAAAAAAAAUAGAAAAAAAAAGAAAAUCUUGAAAUUAGAAGAAGACUUUUCUAAUUGAAAUCCGGAGAAAUUUGAUAGUUUUUUUUGAAAUUUUAUUUUGGGAUGUUUCUGAAUUUGAGGCGAGCUUAGAACGUUGCUGGCGCAUUUCUAGUAGCUUAGAAGUUUGCUGGCGUAUUUCUAGUAGCUUAAAACUUUGCUGACCCGUUUUUUGUAGACCCACAAAAUCCUCAUCCAUCCAAAUUUCCAUAUUUUUUGCUCCGACCAAAAAAAAUGCUCAGAAGAAGAAAAACCAAAUUACCGCAAAUAUAAUUCAAUAAAAAUCAUAUUCAUAUUUUUUUUCUUGAGAAAAACAACAACAACCGAGAUUUUCAGCAAAAAAUCUGAAAAUUUUUCAAUUUUCCAUAUGGGCGGAUCUAAUUUCGUUCAAGAGGCCACUUUUGUGAAGAAUAGGAGGGGCUCAAUUUAUUUUGGCAAUUUUUCUUUCAAAAAUUGAGAAUUUUUCGAGAAAAAUGAACGUUUCUUUGUUUAUUUUCGAAGAAAAACGUGUUUUUGUUUAUUUUUUGAGGGAAAAUAAUUUGGAAUGGCCUAGAAAUCCAAAUUGUUUGUUUUUGGUGGCCUAGGAACCCAAAUGUCUUUGAAAUUCAGAAUCCACCUUCACCUAUGUUAGAACAAAUUGAAUUUCUUUCCAAGCCCAACCAAUUUUCUCCAAACAAAAAAAAAGAAAAAGAUAAUAGGUCGUUUACUUUGAACAAGUGGAUUUUUCCUUUCCCUAUAAAUAUACAUUUUAUUGCAUUUUUGAACUUUUUCUUGGCGAAAUCCCAGCAAUGGGAAAAUUUGCUGUUUCAUCGAUGAUAAAUGGAAAAUUUUGAGAUAGAGGCGCGUGCGGUUCCAUGGUGUAGCGGUUAGCACUCAGGACUUUGAAUCCUGCGACCCGAGUUCAAAUCUCGGUGGAACCUAUUCGCUUUUUUCUCUUUUUUUUUUGAUUUCUACUAGAAUAGCAAUAAUUGCUCUGUUAUUUCCCCUAACUCGUUUAUUUCUCCGAGUAUUUUUUGCUAUUAAUGUUCCUGGUUUUCUUAUAGAGUUAUAUAUAGAUAUGGCUGCAGAUAUACAUCCGAAAAAAUUGCUUCUUAAAACCAAGGUUUGUUUGUGUUUGGAGCAUUUUUAUGGGCUCAUUUAGCACCCUUUUAGGGACCCUUUUUAGGGGAUGGAAAAUGGGCAAAAAAUGAAUGACAUUUUAAGCCGGAAUUAGUUGUGGUUUGGUGAAAAACCAAAAAAACGCGCCGAUUUUUUGCGCCCCCAAAAAUGAGAGGCUCUUUGUUACGCCGUGCAAAUGUCAACGAAACUUCGCUGGUGAGUAAGAAUUUUGGGGAAUUCUUUUUUCGAUAUCAAAAAUCUUCGUUGGAAUAUGUUUUGCUCAUCUUUUUGCCGGAGAAAAUCGUGAAAUUCGAUAUUUUUUGGGAGGAAAAUCGGAGCGGAAAAAUGUGCAUUUAGUAGUUUUUUUGUGAUGUUUGUGCACUUUUAGAAAGUUUUUUUUCUUAGAAAAAAUAAUUUGAAAAUCUGUGGGUUACUGUAGAAGUCCGGGUUACUGUGGAAUUGAAUUUGAAAAAAAUACGUUUCAAAAUUUUCAUAAUUUUUGCUGGAUUUUUUUUCGAUGUUAAAUAAACGUUGAAUUAAUCUCUGGAUUACUGUUCUUUUUACAGUAACUCUAGGGGUACUGUAAAAAUUCAGAUUUUUGAUCAAAAAAAUAAAAUCAAAAGGAAAACGUAAAAUGUUCAAAUAUUUCUCCCAGAUCCCUUUUAUCUAUCAUUUUUUUUUCGAAAAAAGUGUAAAGUUGUCAAAAUAUCAAAUCAUUUCUUCACAUUUGAGACUGAGACUCAAAAAUUUGUGGCUCAAAAUAUAUUCUUUUUUUUUCUGAUAUUUUUCCGUAGUAGCCUAAGCCUAAGCCUAAGAGAAAACAAAAAAAAAACGAACCUAACAAGCUUUAGCUAAAAUAAAAAAUCCAAUUUUCACCCGCCUUUUUCUCUUAAGUUUUUUGUUCGAAAAUUUUUUUAUAUACAUAUUUUGUGAGGAAUUACAGAUGAAUGAAUUUCGGGAGAGAAAAAGUUGAAAAAGAAAAUUAGGUUUUUUUCUGGGAGAAAAGAAAGAGCUCAUUAACAUUGUUCUUGAAAUAGCCUUUUUUGAAGAAUUUGAAAAUUGAAUUUUACCGCUAAAAAUUCACUGUUUCAAACUUUUUGUUCAGAAAAUUGGUGAAAAAAACUAAAAAAAGUUCACUGUUUCAAAAUUAUUUGAUAAAUUUUGAAAUUUUUAGAAAUUCAAUAGACGCAUUACCAAAAAAAUGGAAAAAUCCAAAUUCAUCAUAUUUUUUUCUCAAAAAAAAAAAAAAAACAAAACUACAUAGUAAUCCUUCCUGUUGUUUGCAACAUCAUCAUUACUUUUUCCUAAAACAAAAUUUUUUUGUCGAAAAAAUUCUUCUUGCUUUUUCUAGUCUAGCAGCAAUUUCUUCUCUUUUUCACCCUUUUUCAUUCAUUUAUUCUUCCUUUUCUUUUUUUUUUGCUUUUUUUGAGAAAAGAAAAAAAAAACCUUCAAGAUUUAUUCGACUCACUUCAUUUCACUUUUUUUCGAUUUAAAUUUUUCAGCGCCGUCGUUUUUUCUGCUUUUGCUGAAAUGAAAUGAAGAAGCUUUUUAAUUGGCAACAUUUUUCUUUCUCUUGGGUUUUGUGAAAUUAAACUAGAGAAAAAUCUAUUUUUAGUUUUGGUUGCAAAAUUUCGAGAAUCCACGUGGAUUUUAUUGAAAUUUUAGGUUGAAAGAAAGUCACGUGGCAUUUUUUCAGAUCAGAAAAAUUUGACUUUUUCUGAAAAUCUAAUAAUAAUUUCAAAUGAAAUUUUGAAUUUUUGAAUUUUAAUUUUUGCGCGAAAUUUUUGAGAUUUUUUUUAACCCUAUCACACACUUACCAAUUCAGAAUAUAGUUUUUCUUAUUUUUACAAGAAAUUUGAAACAGUGAAUUUUUUUUCUGAAACAAUUUCGACCUAAGUCAAUUUGUGACUAUUUUCUGAAUCUUCCAGAAUUUCACAAAUCUCAAAAAAGUCCCUUUUGCCACGUCAUAACUAACAUCAUUUUGCUCCAGUUCUGAAAAGCCUUUUCUGGAAUAAUUAUCCCCCGGGGUGUUAUUUAAAAUGACACAAAGUUACUGAAAAAAAUGAAGAACAAUGCUGAAAUUAGUCCCAAAAGUCCCGGAAAAAAUCCACUGUUUCAAAAUUUUUGGAAAAAUGAAGGCGAAUUUGUUGAGUGAUUUAGAAAAAGAUUUAGAAAAAAACUUUUCAAUUUUAAAAUUCACUGUUUCAAAAAUUCUUCAACAAUUAUAAACUUCAUUCAAAAACCGAUAUUUCUUUUUUCAAUUUCACGCUAAAAAUCCACGUGUCAUAAUUUUGGCGCCAACAAAAAAUGAAGUUUUCGCUCCCCCAGUAAUUCGAUCUCUGUUUUCACAAUUUUUUUCGGUCUUUGCGACCAAAAAAGAAGUGUCAAAUUCAGAUAUUUUUGAGGUGUGCGAAAAUUUUUUGUUGUGUUGUGUCAGCCCUGAAAUUUGAGUAAAAAUUCCAAUUUUUCCCAGAAUCCCUAAACUUCUCAUUUUAUUUUUGCAGUCUUGGAUGGACACAGAACAUCGGGUGAUAUUAAAUGUCGGUGGAAUUCGUCACGAGACCUACACACAUGUUCUCAAAAAAAUCCCGGCCACCAGAUUGUCGCGACUCACACCAAAUUUGGCCAAUUACGAUCCGGUGCUGAAUGAGUAUUUUUUCGAUCGACAUCCUGGAGUCUUUUCGAUGAUUUUGAAUUAUUAUCGCACAGGUUGGCCGGAAUUUUUCGGGGUUUUGGGGGUUUUGGCGGGAAAAUAUUUUUGAUCAUUUUUUUAUUUACAAGAAGUUUACUUGAGAUUUUCAUAUGAUUUUUUCGAAACAGUGAAAAAUUACAACUUUUUUUGAAAUAGGAAUGUUGAUUUAUUCACUCGUCCAAAUUUUUCAAUAAUAUAGUUUUUUAAAGGAAAUUUUAUUAAAAUAAUUUGAAACAGUGAAAUUUUUUCUUCAUAAUUGACAGAUUCAUUAUCAAAUUUUUCGAACAUGCAUUAAAAAAAAAAUUUCGAAACAGUGAAUUUUUUGAACAAUUUUUUUGAAAGCUUCUUUUUUUCCUGCCAAAUUUUUUCGCAGUUUUGAAAUUUCCCGCCUUUUUCCAAUAAAUACCUGGCCUCUAUUGAAUUAAAAAAAACAAGGAAAACUUGAAAAUUCUCUGAAACAGUGAAAUUUCCCACCCAAAAAAAUAUCACAAAUUUCAUUUCCAGGCAAACUGCACUACCCAACCAACGUAUGCGGUCCACUUUUCGAAGAAGAGCUCGAAUUCUGGGGUCUCGACGCGAAUCAAGUCGAACCGUGCUGCUGGAUGACAUACACCCAACAUCGUGACACUCAAGACACUCUAGCUGUAAUUGAAAGCCUGGAUCUAGACGGAGAUCCACCGACACAAGAGGAAAUUGCCAAAAAAUUCGGGUGGGAAGAUGAUUAUUAUUCGGGGAAUUUGAAUCGUUGGCAGCGAUUGAAACCGAGGAUUUGGGCACUUUUUGAUGAACCUUGGAGCAGUAAAUAUGCUAGGGUAAGUGAUUUGUGUGCUUUUGAGCUUAGGGUGCAUGAAGUUGAGUUAAUUUAAUGCUUUUCCUGUCUCUAACCCUUAGGGUCUUGGUAUUUAACCUUAACGCUUUUAUUGUCCUAACAGAAAUGUAUCUUUAUGUGCUUACCUUAACAUGAUUUGAGGACCUUAAGGACCCUAAAUUUUUUUUAUAAAUUUCAGGUCUCUGACUAACUAACCCGUAUGAUUUGAAAAUUUGAUUAUAAUUUGCACGAUGUUUAGUUUCUUAACAAUUUUUUAAAGUUCUUAACAAGCAUGGUAAAAUCUUAACUAAUCAAACCGUAAAGCAUCUUAUUUUUUGCUUGAAAAUUUCUGAAAUUUCUGAAACUACUUAACCUUAGCCUAUCCUUAAGUUAACCUUAACUUAUCUCUAACUUGGUUUCUUAGUGUGCUCCCUAAUUUGCCUGCUCCUCUCCAAUCCCAGGCUCUCCUCAACCUUAACCUUAACCUUAAUCGGUUAAGCCAAUCGCAUGCCCUUUCAGCCUCUAAAAAAACCCUAACGCUUUUUUCUGUGCCUUUUUUGUUUGUGUCGAGAACCCUGAAUUCAGAUCAUAUCAUCGCUAUCCGUCUCAUUUAUCCUCGCCUCAACUUGCUCAUUCAUUCUCAAAACCGACCCAGAUUUUCAAGUUCCAUGUAUCGAAGUGAAGAUCAAAGAAGUGAUUAUCGAUGCUUCUUAUAAAUCAUUUGAACAAUGGCAUGAUGCAUUGAAACCGAGAACAGAAAAACAUCCCUAUUUUUGGUACGUCGAUUGGAUUUGUAAUAUUUGGUUUAUUAUUGAGUUGGUGGGUUUUUUUUGCCAAGUUUAAGAUGAGCAAUUGGUAGUUUGUUGCAGGCAAUUCGCUCAAUCUUCUGUCCCUCAUUCCACAAAUUCAUUCGCUCUCCGCUGACAAUCAUCGAUAUUUUAUCGAUUUGCUCAUUCCUGGUCGAAUCCACCGCCAGAAAUUCGAUCGGCGAAGAGACUUUCAUCAAUCUCGACUUCCUCUCAAUGAUCUGUGUUCUUCGUCUAUUUAAACUAACUCAACACUUUUCGGGCCUCAAAAUUCUGAUACAAACUUUCAAAGCGUCGGCGCAGGAACUGUUUUUGCUCGUAUUUUUUGUGGUUUUGGCAAUUGUCAUUUUUGCCGCACUGGUUUAUUAUGCGGAAAGAAGUCAAUCGAACAAGGAUAAUCAAUUCACAAGUAUUCCAUUGGGUUUGUGGUGGAGUUUGGUGACGAUUUCGACUGUCGGAUUUGGUGAUAUGGUGGGUUUUUGGGAUUUUUUGAACCUAAAUUUGUGAAGUUUGAAAAUUCAGCUGCUGAAAAUUGAAAAUUUCACAAAAAAAAUUUUGCAGGUUCCAAAAACGUACCUAGGAAUGUUGGUGGGCUCACUUUGUGCUCUGAUGGGUGUUUUGACAAUUGCUCUGCCAGUUCCUGUAAUUGUCUCGAAUUUUUCGAAUUUAUAUUCACAUUCACAAGCUCGAUCUAAAUUGCCGAAAAAACGACGAAGAGUUUUACAGGUUUGUUUUUUCUCUGAUGUAAAAUUCCCAAAAAUUUUACGUUUCAAAAAUUACAGAAAAAUAAUUUGAAAUGUCCCGAUAUCAGUACAUUUAUAGUCUCCAAGGUCCAAACAAAAAUCAAAAUUCCAGGCUCACGAAAUCAAGCCAGCGAUGCUUGGCGUCAAACCACAUCACGGAAAACAUCGCAAAAAAUCGUCAUCGGCCACCCAAAACACACCAAAUCUCCACCACAGUCAUAAUCAUAAUGGCGGAGCCGUCGAGCACAAAUUGAUGGCCUAGAAAAUCUCUACAUUUUUGUCCAAUUUUUGAAACGGGUCUAUAUUAUAUAAAAAUUUAUUGAUUUUUUUCGGGAUUUUUUCCAGUUUUGCAUGCGUUUUUCAAUGUUCUAACAACAUUUUCGGCUUUGAUUUUUUCGACAUUUUUUGUCCGUUUUUGAGAGUUGUCCAUUUGUCCCGAGUUGUUCAGCAAGAGAGUUUUGAAAAUUUUGUGCCAAAUUUGAAUUUGCAGGUGAUUUCGGUGGUCAACAUCAUUUUCGUCAUCAUUUCGAUUGUUUCGUUUUGUUUGAAAACGCAUCCGAAUUUUCGAAUUCCGGAAUUGCAAAUGGAUUCGAAUUCGUCGACAGGAGCGUAUAGUGCUAUUGUGAAGAUGGGAACGCAGUGAGUUUUUUUAAAUCUAUUUUUUCGCGCCAAAAAUUCACGUGGAAUUUUUCAAAAUCUUCAACAUUUGAUACCAAAAGUUUAAGAAUCAUCCGGAAAAUUGAUAUACUUUUUGAAACAGUGAAUUUUUUGCAAUUUCGAAAUAUUUUCCACACCUUUUUGGGCCCAAAAAUUGAAUUUUUUUUUGAAGACUUUGUACUAGGAACACACGCAGGCAGGAAACCCUUCGCCACGAGUUUCCUGUCUGUUUUGGGUACUUUUUUGACAGGAACCUGUGUGUUUUACUGAAAACCCGCGGGUUGCUUGCAAGGUUCUCGCAGGUUUUCAGCUUCGCCAGGUUUCUCGUCUGUUUACAAAUGUGUGUGGAAUAUCGUUUUUUUCACGCUCCAACUUCUUUUUCACAAUUUUUUGAAACAGUGGAUUUUUUUUGGAAAUUUGAAUUUUCAUAUUCGGGGCUAGAAAUGAGCCAAUCUUUUGGUUGGAAAUAUUACUGUUUCAAAAAACAUAGGAAGCUAAAAGUUGGGUUUUCAGAGCCCUAAAUUUGAAAAAAAUAAUGAAAAAUUCGAAAUAUUCAAAUUUUAGAGCUAAAAAACUUCACUGUUUCAAAAAUAGAAUUUUCAAAAAUAUUAUUUCUGGAUUUUUAGUCUAGCUUUCUAUGGUUUUCAGUAAAAUGUGCCUUUUCCAGACCUCACCCCUCAUUUUUCUUCGUCGAACUAAUCUCCAACAUCUGGUUCACCGGCGAAUUUCUAACUCGUAUGAUUUUCUGCCCAAAUGUCUUGGAUUUCCUAACAACUCCAGUGAAUGUAAUCGACACAAUUGCGACAAGUUCUUUCUACAUCGAAACAUUGACCGAUAUGUAUAUGCGACAUCAUAUGGGUUCCAUUGAAUUCUUUUUCGAUUAUCCGUAUUUUGAGGCUUUUCAAAUUGACGCAACAUUCCACCGGGUUGAAGAUUUUGAUACAAACUUUUAAGGUGAAUUUUUAAAAGAAAUUCAGACAUUUUUAAUAUUUUUACUGAAGGCAUCAGCUCAAGAGCUCUUCCUCCUUGUAUUUUUCGUCGUUCUGGGUAUCGUCAUAUUCGCAGCUCUGGUUUAUUAUGCAGAAAGAGUUGAGUCAAAUGUCAACAAUCAAUUUACAUCAAUUCCAACUGGUUUAUGGUGGGCUGUGAUUACAAUUUGUACAAUUGGUUUUGGUGAUUUGGUACCGCAAACAUCGCUGGGAAGAUUGGUGGGAUCAGUUUGUGCGCUGAUGGGUGUUUUGACAAUUGCACUACCGGUUCCUGUUAUUGUUUCGAAUUUUGCAAUGUUUUAUUCACACGCACAAGCCAGGUAUGUUUUAGAGGAGUUUCAAAAAUUCACUGUUUCAAGGAAAAAUUUUCAUAUAAAAAAAUACCGUUCGUGGAAUGAACAAUCACAGAAUCAAAUAUGUUUGGAAAUUUUUGAAACCUAUAUUUUUCAGGAAUUUUAGACGUAUAAAAUUUCACUGUUUCAAGGGUUUUUGAAUUUUUAAAAUGUUAUUUUUGAUCAAUUUACUUGAGAUUCAACCAAAUAAAUUUAUUCACAAUUUUUUUCACUGUUUCAGAAAAUAUAGAAAUUUUUUUUUCAUAAAUUUCGGAAUUAGAAAAAUUUUCGUGUUUUUCAUAAAUCUAAUUAGAAAACCAAUUUCCAGAUCAAAACUCCCCAAAAAACGUCGACGAGUCCUUCAACCUCACGAAAUUCAAAAAGCCCCUUCAGUCGUUGGUCGAAACACAACAGCCACUCUUCUCAGCUCCCUAGCCCCAAAGCGCCCACCAAUUUUGGCGCAAAAUACACCAAAUUGCGGAGGAGGAUCAAAUCCGAUUGAUGGAAUUGGAAUUCCGUUUGCUGAUCAGCAAAAUAUGAAGAAAAAUCAUCGGAAUAUUCAUCAGAGAUUGAAUAACAAUAAUAAUUUGGCGAAAAAUGGUGGAGGCGGAGCCAAUAAAUUGAUAUAA